CUAGUAAGUAGUAACUAGUUUGUCUCUUGAUGGCUGUUUAUAUUUUUGGAUUACAUAUCUCUCAUUAUAGCUACAAAUCAAAGGUACAUUAAAUCGGUGAAGUUAGUAGAGUCUUGAAAGGUCAUCUUAAGAAAAGUCAAAUCUUAUUAUUCUGUGUAUGCGGUCUAAUGGCAACUACAUCAUAUGAGCAUGAUGGAGCUGGUGGAAAAUUUAUACCAGCAACACAAAGACCUGAUGGUACAUGGAGAAAGCCAAGAAGAGUAAAAGAUGGAUAUAUACCACAAGAGGAAAUACCAUUAUAUGAAAGUAAAGGAAAACAAUUCAAAGCUAGACAAAACACAGGAUUGCCAGUUGGUUUGCCUCCUGAAUUGGCAGAAGAAAUAAGAAAACCUAAAAAAGGCAGUGGCAUUAUUCAACCAAUACCUGGAAUGGUUGUCAAUAUUGAAAAAAAGAAGAAGAAGAAAAAGUCAGCUGUCAAUGAAGUUGCUGAUAGAUUAUCAAAAGUUGAAAUAAUAGAACCAACAUUUAAUGAAGCAGUUCAUCAACCUAACACAAUAUCAGCUUCAGAUCCAAAUAAAAAGUUAAAAAAUUUACGGAAAAAGCUUAGAGAUAUUGAAACACUUGAAGAAAAAAUAAAUAUUGGGACUCUAAAUCCAGACAAAGAUCAAAAGGACAAAAUUUCAAAAAAGAAUGAAAUUAUAAAAGCAAUAGAAGAAUUAGAAAAAUGUAGUUUUUAAGAUGACCAAAGUCAAUAUUAUGUUAAAUCAGUAAUUUUUAUUUUGUAAAAGACGAAAUGUGAAUUUUUUUUAAAUGACAAUUAAUAUUUUGCACUGGUAAUAUAAAUAAAAUUAUUU
Messenger RNA from Pieris napi, 854 nucleotides. It is a transcript of the gene Pym, whose product is annotated as partner of Y14 and mago. The transcript has 3 exons. Lineage: Eukaryota; Metazoa; Arthropoda; Insecta; Lepidoptera; Pieridae. The record is from RefSeq and is a predicted model, not a curated record. Gene Ontology annotation, molecular function: RNA binding. Gene Ontology annotation, cellular component: cytoplasm; exon-exon junction complex. The coding region runs from base 168 to 737 and encodes 189 amino acids. Gene Ontology annotation, biological process: exon-exon junction complex disassembly.